GUCCUGGAAGCCCUCGAGAAUAGCGCUAGAUCGAACUCCCAAACCUUACGAAGCGGUAGUGGAAAAAGCGCUCGAUAUUUACCCGUGGGAUUUCCUCAGAGGAUCUUGGAAAGCAGUAGCGGAAAGGAAGCUAGAAGCUUUUCAAGUGGGUUUCAUCUGAAGUCGCUGGAAACUAUUGGUGGCAUGGGAACCAGGAUUUUCCAAAGUGGAUUUUGUGUGAAAACCCUUGAUUCCAGGAAUUUCUCGGACGGAUUUGACCUGAGAGCCCAAAGAAGAAUGCACGUGCUCGGAACUAAGGUAUUCUCCAGCGGCUCAGAGCAGAGAACUGUGGAUAAUGCGGAAAGCAAGACCCUUCCUUGGAUAGCAGCCUAUAAAGACGGAGAACGAAAGGGGGUGAAGAAAAGGCCUUCAAUAAGAAGCAAUCGCUCCUUAUGGGAACAGUCGGCGGAGAGAUAUUUUUCCAGAAGUGGUGGAAUCCUGGUGAAAGAGAACAGUGAGAGUGGAGAUAGAAAUGAAGAGAAGCUCAAAAGUACCAGAGGUUUUGCUACAGAAGAAAAUUAUCAGGAGGUCGGGGAGGAAGAUGAUGAACCUAUUGAUGAUCCAAGAUGGGAUAGGAUCCAGAAUAAGUCCAAGGGCUUUAUUGAUCAAGAGUCUCGUUUUGAGAAACCACAAGUUCAUCAGUGGAAUAAGCAAGAGAAAUGGGGAAGAAAGACAUGGAAAGAUGCCACCGAGUCAUCAGUUCCUAAAAUGGUUGGCCAAGGGGUUUAUGGGGUUGGUCCAAUUUUGGCAGCAUUGACAGCAGCAAGGAGGGAAUUUUAUGCUCUCUAUGUGCAGGAAGGGUUGGACUUGAGCAAAAACAAUAAGAAGAAGGACAAGAAAGCAGUGGAGAAGGUCUUGCAGAUAGCUGAAAAGAUAGGAUUGAAGGUUAUAGAAGCUUCUAAGCAUGAUCUGAAUAUGGCAGUCGACAACCGACCUCAUCAAGGUUUGGUGCUCGAUGCUUCUCCAUUGUAGAUGGUUAAUAUUAGGGAACUAGAGCCUGUGUCAGUGGAGGGUCAAAAAGCUCCUCUCUGGGUGGCUUUGGAUGAGGUCACAGACCCUCAGAAUUUAGGAGCCAUUAUAAGGUCAGCAUAUUUUUUUGGUGCAGAAGGGGUGGUGUUGUGUGCAAAGAACUCAGCACCUUUGAGUGGUGUAGUUAGCAAAGCCAGUGCUGACUCCCUCGAAUUGAUCGAGCUACUGUCUUGUAAGAACAUGAUGCAGUUCUUGUCAUCGUCAAUUGAGAAUGGGUGGAGGGUUCUUGGAGGGUCAGUUUCUUCAAGAGCUAUCCCAUUAAAUGAGGUUGAAGCUGGGUUUCCUACGAUACUUGUGUUGGGAAGUGAAGGCAGUGGGUUGAGACCUCUAGUGGAGAGGACGUGUACUGAGUUGAUUAGAAUUCCUGGAUUCAUGCCUGGAUUGGUUGGAAAAUUGGAUGCUGAGAAAAAGGAUCGGACUAAUUCUGGGCAAGAUCUUAAGUCCUUUCUUGCUGUAGAGAGCUUGAAUGUAAGUGUGGCAGCAGGUGUGUUGCUAUACCAUCUGAUUGGGAACAAUAGUCAUGUUAUAUGUGAGAAACCAAAUGAUGCCUUUAUGUAAACUUGUUUGUGCGAGUUGCUUGUUCACCUUAACCAAAAGCACUUCUUUUG
Molecule: messenger RNA, 1676 nt
Organism: Elaeis guineensis (African oil palm)
Lineage: Eukaryota; Viridiplantae; Streptophyta; Magnoliopsida; Arecales; Arecaceae
Biological process (GO): rRNA methylation
Cellular component (GO): chloroplast
Molecular function (GO): rRNA (guanine) methyltransferase activity; RNA binding
Source: RefSeq, a predicted model, not a curated record